CAAAGACAUGAAAGGUGAGCCAAUUAUCAACAUUUGAAUGUCAUGAAACUUUAUAUAACUCUCCAAACUAUUGCAUAUGCCUUCACCAAACUUCAAGAAACUCAAACCCCCAUUCUUAAAAAGAUUGAAUUUCUCGGUUAAGUGUUUUGUGGUUGUUAGUGUUAGUCAACUAGUUAAGUUGUGUUUUGCAACAUCAAACUUGUGUUAGUGCAAUAUGGAUGUUGGCAUUUCUGAAUCUAGUAGUUCUUGCCCACAAUCUACCACCCAAGAACCAACUGAACUGCUCGUGCCGACCAAUCAUACAAAACGUCCUCAUAUUGUAUUCUUUCCCAGUGGAUUGGGGGUGGGGCAACUGAAACUGUUUUUCCGGCUAGCCGCCAUGCUUGCUUCACGGGGCUGUACACUCACAUUCAUCACCAUGCAGCCUCAGCUCAUCAGUGAUGACACCACCACCUUCUUCUCCAGCCACCCAGAGAUCAAGAAACUGGACUUUGAGAUUCUUCCUGUGAAAACCUCAAAAUCUACCAUCAAUUUUGACCCUUUCAUCCUCCAAAUCGAUGCCAUUUUGCGCUCUCUGCUGCAACUAGGACCUCUUCUAUCCACCUUAGAUGAACCAGUUUCUUCCCUGGUCUCUGAUUUUAUUCUAGCAGAUGGCCUCACACAGAUCCUACCUGAUCUCGGCAUCCAUCUCUACAUUCUCUCCACUACUUCAGCCCGGUUUUACUCCACCGUGGCAUAUCUUCCUGUCCUGCUCUCAAAAAACCCCGCUUUAUUCAAGAAUCUCCCCGCGGAUAUUGCUAUCCCAGGAUUAGCCCCUAUCCCAAAAUCUAGCAUCCCCAACUCAUGGAUGGAUAACUCACCAACAAAUUAUGUCUUAACAGCCUACUUACUACCAAAUGCCCAAUCCCUUUGUAAAGUCAGUGGUGUGUUCUUGAACACCUUUAACUGGUUUGAACCCGAAACCAUUUCAGCUCUUAACACCGGCAAAGUUCUAAGUUCUCUCCCACCCGUGUUUCCUCUCGGGCCGUUAGUAUCAACCGAGCAAGAGAAAUGCAGCCAGUGGCCAUGGUUAGACGACAAAGCUUCUGAGUCUGUUAUAUACGUGAACUUUGGAAGCAGAGAGCCAAUUUCAAGAAACCAAAUCAUGGAAAUAGGAAAAGGGCUGUUAAUCAGUGGGUAUAGCUUUUUGUGGAUCCUUAAAGAUGAGCAGAGAGGAUUGUUUGGUGAGUUAUUCAUGGAGGGGGUGAGAGAGAAAGGGAAAAUAGUUGAAGAAGGAAGGGUACAUCAAGAACAGAUUCUUGGACACCCUGCAGUUGCAGUGUUCAUGAACCAGUGUGAAUGGGAUUCUGUAAUGGAUGCGGCUCGGUUUGGAGUGCCCAUACUGGCAUGGCCACAGCAUGGUGAUCAGAAGAUGAAUGCUGAAGCUGUGGAGAAGGCAGGGUUGGGGGUGUGGGUUAAGGAAUGGGGUUGGGGUGAGGAAAGGUUAGUGAAUGGGGAAGAGAUUGCAGAGAAGGUUAGAAUGGUGAUGGAGAAUAGGAAUGUGAGGGUGGAAGCUAGGAAUGUGAGGGAAGAAGCUGAAAAGGCCAUUAAACAUUGUGGGAGUGGGAAAAAGUUGAUGGAGUUCAUUGUCUCUUCCACACAAAAAAUAGGAAGUGCAUCGUCAAACAUAUACACAGUGUUGUAAAAAUAGGCCUAGGCGGUCCUAGGUUGAGACGAUUUUAGCCCUAGACUAUUUUUAGUUGGCUGUCCGACUAACCGGCUGACUAGGUGCCGAGUCAGGCGCCUAACUCCGCCUAGCUGGCACCCAACUCGACUGAGUGGUAUUUUUUGCCUGCUCGAUUGCUCUUCUUCUAUAUUCCUCGAGUCAUGUACUCACAGCCCUGAAUGGAAAAAGUGUAGACGAUAUACUCGAAUUAACCGACCGCCUAGGCGCGCUAGGGUGCCAGACUAGCACCUAGUGCCUUCUGCAACAUUGCAUAUACAUAGAAAAGUAAACACGCAUGUCAAUUGGAUGAUGACAAAUACGAGACUCGUUUACUUCCUUGUGGUCCUUUGCCGGUUAUGGUUAGAAAGCGGGAUUUACCUAUUGCACACCCUUGAAUUUCCCUCGUGACUAAAAAAAAUGUUUUUUGCUUAUAGGCACAAUGUGGCCAAGAUUGGUGUAGAUUUCUGCAAUGUUCUUUUUUUUUUUUUCAUUGUACUUAACUAAGCAUAUAUUUUUUGCCUGAUAUA
Messenger RNA from Ipomoea nil (Japanese morning glory), 2232 nucleotides. RefSeq names its product UDP-glycosyltransferase 708C1-like. The transcript has a single exon. NCBI's taxonomy places the organism in Eukaryota, Viridiplantae, Streptophyta, Magnoliopsida, Solanales, Convolvulaceae. Bases 215 to 1684 code for a protein of 489 amino acids. The record is from RefSeq and is a predicted model, not a curated record. Gene Ontology annotation, molecular function: UDP-glycosyltransferase activity.